AUGGACUACUUUCCUGGAAACUGGGGAAAUCCCCGCAGUCGUGAUAAUGAUGUCUUCAGCUCGAAUGACUAUUUUCCUGGUUCUUGUUCUGGUGACAUGGCUGGUGCCAGUUAUCAUGCCAGGGGUGGUCCCAUCACUCACACCCAACAACCUAUUGUCACUGGAACUUCAGUUAUUGGUAUCAAGUACAAGGAUGGCAUCAUGAUGACUGCCGAUACUUUAGCUUCCUAUGGCUCGCUUGCACAAAUCAGAGACAUGAAACGUAUGACUUCGUUUGGAGAAAGCACUGUUAUAGGUGCAUCGGGUGAUAUGUCGGAUUGGCAGCUUAUUCAGCAUAUGGUUCAAGAUCGUGUUAUCGCCGAGUCUGCACAUGAUGAUGGUCAUCAACUGCACCCUGAACAUAUUUUUGAAUAUCUCACCCGUGUCAUGUAUGGACGUCGAUCCAAUACCAAUCCUCUGUGGAACUCAUUAGUUAUUGGCGGAUUUCGUGAUGGAAAACGAUUCCUUGGAUAUGUCGAUAUGCUUGGAACUACCUAUCACUCAUCCACCAUUGCUACUGGCUAUGGAGCAUACAUUGCACAGCCUCUUCUUCGCAAGGCUGUUGAGGGUCACGAAGACGAGCUUACUGAAGCCGAUGCAAUUAAAAUUCUUGAUGACUGCAUGAGGGUUCUGUUCUAUCGCGAUGCUCGUUCAAUCAACAAGAUUCAACGUGCUACAAUCAAUGCUACUGGUAUCACAAUCACUGAACCUUAUUCCCUGACAACGGAGUGGAAUUUCGCAGAAGGUAUUCGCGGAUAUGGCGCAGUUUAUGAAUAAAUGAUCGACUUUUGUUAAAUGCUGAACGAUUUCAAUUCAUAAGAAUUAGAAGUUGGUUUGAGCUGAAUGAUUCCAAAAAUAAACAGUUUUACACAG
Messenger RNA from Batrachochytrium dendrobatidis JAM81, 912 nucleotides. RefSeq names its product proteasome core particle subunit beta 7. Gene Ontology annotation, cellular component: proteasome core complex, beta-subunit complex; proteasome core complex; nucleus. Bases 1 to 816 code for a protein of 271 amino acids. Gene Ontology annotation, biological process: proteasomal protein catabolic process. The transcript has 6 exons. The record is from RefSeq and is a predicted model, not a curated record. Lineage: Eukaryota; Fungi; Chytridiomycota; Chytridiomycetes; Rhizophydiales.